Messenger RNA from Chinchilla lanigera (long-tailed chinchilla), 588 nucleotides. RefSeq names its product potassium channel, voltage gated subfamily E regulatory beta subunit 1 (gene Kcne1). NCBI's taxonomy places the organism in Eukaryota, Metazoa, Chordata, Mammalia, Rodentia, Chinchillidae. The transcript has 2 exons. The coding region runs from base 128 to 517 and encodes 129 amino acids. The record is from RefSeq and is a predicted model, not a curated record. Gene Ontology annotation, cellular component: membrane. Gene Ontology annotation, biological process: negative regulation of delayed rectifier potassium channel activity; ventricular cardiac muscle cell action potential; regulation of ventricular cardiac muscle cell membrane repolarization. Gene Ontology annotation, molecular function: voltage-gated potassium channel activity involved in ventricular cardiac muscle cell action potential repolarization; potassium channel regulator activity; transmembrane transporter binding.
CGCCUCCGGGUUCCCAGUGCCUGGCCCCGGCGCCCGGCCGCGGACCCGCUCCUCUCCUGGCGAUCUCGGAGACCCGGACCGCGGAAGUUUGCCCAGGCCGUUCGCUGUCCCACCGAGGAAGCCCAAGAUGAGCUUGUCUAAUUCCACAGCUGUGAUGCCCUUCCUGGCCACUGUGUGGCAGGGGACAGUUCAACCAGGCAGCAAUACAUCUGGCCUGGCCCGCAGGUCCCUUGUGCGCGACGACAGCAAGCUGGAGGCUCUCUACAUCCUCAUGGUGCUGGGUUUCUUUGGCUUCUUCACUCUGGGCAUCAUGCUGAGUUAUAUCCGCUCCAAGAAACUGGAGCACUCACAUGACCCCUUCAACGUGUACAUCGAGUCAGACGUCUGGCAGGAGAAGGACAAGGCAUUCUUCCAGGCCCGGGUUCUGGAGAGCUGCAGAGCAUGCUAUGUCAUAGAAAACCAGCUUGCGGCAGAGCAGCCCAACACAUACCUGCCUGAGUUCAAGCCUUCCUCAUGAACGCCAUGGCUGGUUAAAGGUGGACACGCUCCACAUGAUAAUCCAAUGUUUCUAAUCACAUGCUUCUCUUU